CCUCGUCCGCGCGACUUUCCGGCAGAGGCGGCCGCGCUCCCGCCCGGCCUCCGGCAGUGCCCCUCCAGGAGCGGCGAGUCCGCGGCACCGCAGCCAUGACCGAGGCUGAUGUAAACCCGAAGGCCUACCCCCUUGCUGAUGCCCACCUCACCAAGAAACUACUGGAUCUUGUCCAGCAGUCAUGUAACUACAAGCAGCUUCGGAAAGGAGCCAACGAGGCCACCAAAACGCUCAACCGAGGCAUCUCUGAGUUCAUUGUGAUGGCUGCAGACGCUGAGCCCCUGGAGAUUAUCCUGCACCUCCCGCUGCUGUGUGAAGACAAGAAUGUGCCCUACGUGUUCGUGCGCUCCAAGCAGGCUCUGGGGCGGGCCUGUGGGGUCUCCAGGCCCGUCAUCGCCUGCUCUGUCACCAUCAAAGAGGGCUCACAGCUGAAGCAGCAGAUCCAGUCCAUUCAGCAGUCCAUUGAAAGGCUCUUAGUCUAAACCGGUGGCCCCUGACUCCUCCCCUGAGUUGUGUAUCAUAUUGUCUGUGUUAGCAUGUGGUGUUUUCUGCUACCUUCUAUUGUUAUAAAAUAUUGUAGUACUGAAUC
This is a messenger RNA of Talpa occidentalis (Iberian mole), 589 nucleotides long. It is a transcript of the gene SNU13, whose product is annotated as small nuclear ribonucleoprotein 13. Lineage: Eukaryota; Metazoa; Chordata; Mammalia; Eulipotyphla; Talpidae. The coding region runs from base 96 to 482 and encodes 128 amino acids. Gene Ontology annotation, molecular function: RNA binding. The transcript is spliced from 3 exons. Gene Ontology annotation, biological process: maturation of SSU-rRNA; mRNA splicing, via spliceosome; ribosome biogenesis. Gene Ontology annotation, cellular component: small-subunit processome; nucleolus; U4/U6 x U5 tri-snRNP complex. The record is from RefSeq and is a predicted model, not a curated record.